AUGGGCCUCACCGAAACCCUUUCUCCCGCUCCCGCGGAACUUUUCUGGCGCGGUGUGGCGCGCUGCUUAGAGCGUCACUUCCGGCGAGGCGCCGGAGGCGGGAGAGUGAGAAAAAAGCCGAAAGGCAGUUUUACAUUGCGGAUGUUAAAAGAGCAGCGAAAUUCUCUAACUGGCAUGAGUCUACUGCUAGGAAGCCUUUGGCAUCCUGCGUCCAGUCUGUGUUCAGCUCACAAAGACCCAGACAGUGGAGAAUGUGGAACAGCUACAGGCACGGUUACGAGCUCCCAGUGGUUCCCAGAAAACAGUUACAUUGGGCAACCCCAAGAUCAAAGUUUAAAGGAGGAAGGAAAUUAUUUGCCCCAAACUCUUGAGAAUAACACCACAGCUGAAGACAUUGAACAGUUUGUGCUGGACUACCUCAAAGAGAAGGAUGUGGCGGAGGGAAAUGUCUUGGAUUUUGACAGUGAUGAAGAGGAACAAUCAGUCCCUCCAAAAUUGGAUGAGAAUGACACCCUUCCAGAUGCGGAACCACCUCUGCCAGUACAGAUCCAGAUAGCCAAGGAUGUGAUGGAACGCUGCAUCCACUUGCUGUCAGAUAAAAACCUGAAGAUCCGCUUGAAGGUUUUAGAUGUGCUGGGUCUAUGUGUAGUUGUUCUGCAGUCACAUAAAAACCAGCUGCUGCCUUUGGUUCAUCGGGCGUGGCCCUCACUUGUGCACCGACUCACAAAUGAUGACCCCCUGGCAGUCCUCAGAGCCUUCAAGGUUUUGUGCACCCUGGGAGGCAAGUGUGGUGAUUUUCUUCGGAACCGGUUCUGCAAAGAUGUGCUACCAAAGCUGGCUGGUUCCUUAGGUACCCAGGCUCCCAUCAGUGCCAGGGCUGGACCAGUUUACUCUUACACACUAGCCUUCAAGUUGCAGCUGGCUGUCUUGCAGGGCCUGGGCCCGCUCUGUGAGAGACUGGACUUAGGUGAGGGUGACCUGAAUAAAGUGGCUGAUGCCUGCUUGAUUUACCUCAGCACCAAACAGCCCGUGAAAUUACAAGAGGCUGCCAGGAGUGUCUUCCAACAUUUGAUGAAGAUCGAUCCAGACUUCACCUGGUUCCUCCUGAACGAGCUGUACUGCCCCCUGCAGUUCACACCCCCUCACCCCAGCCUCCACCCGGUGCAGCUGCGGGGAGCCUUUGGGCAGCAGAACCCCUACACCACCAACGUGCUCUACCUGCUUCAAGAGCUGCGGUGCCCACCUGUGUGAUGGACAGGCCCUGCCUCCUGGAAGGAGCACCCCCCACAGCCAGCCAAAAGUUGGACCAGCUGUACCCCAGCAGCAGAGACGCAUAUGAAGGUGGAUUAGACAGCCAAUCAAUUGAUCGAUCACACAACUGCUUGGAAAUUGGAUUGAAGGAGAGUAGCUAUUAUUUAUAUUUCAUUCCUCCAGUUUUCAAAUGACAUUGUCUCAGGGCUCUAAGGGCUUAACCCCUUAGCAUGCCAUCUCUACAGCCCUUCCUGCCUUACAGGUUACACACACACACACACACACACACACCCCUGAUGAUCAGGGCUGAAUGGAGCCAGCCUGAGUGCUGGAUGUGUCCCGGCCUUGUUUAAGUGUCACACAUCCAAGAAUUUUAAGAAUAUAACGCAGCCAUCACAGAUCCAUAGGAGGGUCCCUCUCCAUCCAUGCAUUGAUCCCCUCCAAUAAUGAGGAGCUGAUUUGUCGUACUUGACCUGUUCUUUGGAAAAAUGAAGUAAAGACACUCCUUGGAUGAAAGGUGU
Octodon degus (degu) is the source of this 1772-nucleotide messenger RNA. It is a transcript of the gene Tti1, whose product is annotated as TELO2 interacting protein 1. The transcript is spliced from 9 exons. NCBI's taxonomy places the organism in Eukaryota, Metazoa, Chordata, Mammalia, Rodentia, Octodontidae. Gene Ontology annotation, cellular component: cytoplasm. The record is from RefSeq and is a predicted model, not a curated record. Gene Ontology annotation, biological process: chromatin remodeling. The coding region runs from base 1 to 1251 and encodes 416 amino acids.